This is a messenger RNA of Staurois parvus, 435 nucleotides long. Lineage: Eukaryota; Metazoa; Chordata; Amphibia; Anura; Ranidae. The record is from the annotation of a GenBank genome assembly.
GUUCCCAAGCCUAAACCUGAUCUUUUGGGAACCAUCAUGAAAGAACUUUUGCCCAGCAAGCCUGGGAAGUUAAUGACAGACCUGCCCAAGAACAAUGACAUCUUAUACUGGAAUGGUGCUGGUGUUUCAGAUAAUGACUCUGGAGUUUCCAUGUGCACACCCAUAAAAGUAUUCAGGCCAAAAAUCAGGAGUCCUCAUGAUGCUCCCGCUCCAAGUGACAUAAUAAAAAAAUUCUCUGCUAAGCCCAAGGCACACUCUGGACCAAUGAAAGCAGAUCAUACAGUAUUACCAGAAAACAUAACACAAAUUGUGAAUGUGGGAGAAAGUAGUGAGAAGAUUUUCCUGAAGAAGAGUUCCAUCAACUACAAUGAGAAGAUACAACAGAGGCCCCUGACAGCAAGAGUGCACUUUGAAGAUGAAUCCGAACACGAAGCA